AUGAUAAUGAAAUUUCUCUUCAUUUUCGUGCUUGUAUUCUCCGCUUUUUCCCUAGCAGAGUCGUCCUGUAAGUCCCCCGACCAUGUUCUUGUUUACUCGUCGAGGCUUCUCGGAGCGCUCCGAAUACUCCGGCUAAGUCUGCCUUCUUUGCCGGCGGCGCCGAAGGGCGGUAGAGCGGUGCGAGAAGUCGCGGACAGAGUUUUGGCGGUUAAGGCGAAGGGGUGUACCAAGUGGAGCCGCAAGAUCCUCACCAACCGCCUCAAGCUGAAGUUCAUGAAGAAGCACAACAAGAGGCAGAGAGUGGUAGCGACGGUGAGAGGGAACAACCGGUUGCCGAAGAAGCCGAGAUUGAGUAUUCUUCGGUUGAAAAUGAAGAAUUUACCGACUGUACAGGGAAAGGCUCGCGUUUUGGACCGGAUUGUUCCCGACUGCCGGAAGUAA
This is a messenger RNA of Ipomoea triloba (trilobed morning glory), 441 nucleotides long. RefSeq names its product transcription factor bHLH147-like. The coding region runs from base 1 to 441 and encodes 146 amino acids. The record is from RefSeq and is a predicted model, not a curated record. Gene Ontology annotation, biological process: regulation of DNA-templated transcription. Lineage: Eukaryota; Viridiplantae; Streptophyta; Magnoliopsida; Solanales; Convolvulaceae. The transcript has a single exon.